AAGGUUGGGAAUCCGUUUGAAGUCGCCGUCAAAACUUAAUCGAGGGGGCACUGAUCGGUCCGCCGAUCUCCGCCGUCGUAUCUUUUUCCCCGGCUGUGUUAUUGAAGCUAAAGUAAAUUUGUAAUGCAACCAGCAAUUUACAUUGCGGUUCAUAUGCUGUUACGGGCUUGAAACAUGGCUUGAUCACAGUCGGUUUAAGCGGAUUCCCCUUCCGGGAUUGAUAAAAACUGUGAUUGUUUUGAGGGUCGGUGUUUUUUUAUUCUGUUGUGUUUAUUUCUCCUUUUGUGUUGAUUAAAGAGUAAUGCUGGACUCCAGGGAAGGUUCUAGUGUGAAGGGGUACGGUUAAGGUUCUGGGGUUAAACCUGGGACUAGACUUUAGUCAGGUGGUCCAGAUGGAAGAAGAUACUGAACUCGAGGAAGGAGAGGCUCGCUAUAAUAACGAAGAUGACAACAACAUUGACAUUGAUUCUCUCUCUUACAUUGACGAGAGAAUUCAGCAUGUCCUGGGCCAUUUUCAAAGGGACUUUGAAGGUGGUGUUUCUGCUGAGAAUUUGGGUGCCAAGUUUGGUGGCUAUGGCUCCUUCUUACCUACAAUUGAGUGUCCUUGUCUUCUCUCUCAUUCAGAAACUCUGCAAAGAAACCAUAACCCACCAGUAUCCCCAAAAAAGCCUCACAACGUAGAGGCUGUACCUGAUAACUCAAAAUCAUCUUCUAUCAUAACCCCAUCCAUGUGUCUUAAAAUUGGUUCUGGUAGCAUUCAGUCAUGCCAUACUUUAAAAGCACCUAAAGUUGAUGAUUCAAUGAAGAAAGAUGUUGAAGUUUCUUCCAAUGAAGUAGCUGACAGGUUCCCUUUUAAAGAUGAUAGUGCAAAUAAAUCAGGAAAAUCAACUGACCAGAGAACACUGAAGUUUCGAAUAAAAAUGAAGUCUAAUAUGUCAGCGCAAAACAAUGCUGCGAUUUAUAGUGGUCUUGGGCUUGAUAACACCCCAUCUUCAUCGAUGGGGAACAGUCCUGAUGAAAAUGAAGGCAUGCUUGCUCCAUCUCAAGAGACCUGCGAAGAAUCUCCAACUGCCAUUAUUCAGGUUAUGAGUUCUUUCCCUAUUCCUGGAGGUGUGCUAUUGUCACCUUUACAUGAGACUCUACUCUACUUGAUGAGAAAAGAAAAUGUUCUUGGAGAUAGAAAUCCAAUGUCUUCACAUAAUGUUUCUCAAGAACAUUGUUCUCGUUUUGCUGAGUCAGAUUCUCUUAUGAGGGAUGAACAGUUGUUGAAUAAGAGGAACGUGAGAAUUGUGGGUCAAAGUAAAAAGCAGUUGGAAAUGAAGCGUAAAAAUGGCAAUGGUUUUGAGAAGAAAAUUACAUUGCAUAAAACAAAAAUAUUUGAAAAUAAAACUCCACGCCAUAAGGACCUUCUCUCUAGUGGCUUGAAAUGCACACCUCUAUCAAGUUUUUGUGAUGCUGGUGAAGUUAAUGGAGUCGCUGGAAAGGCUUCCGGAGUUUCAAUGGAAGUCAGUGAGGAUGCAAUGAAAGCCAGAACGGUAUUCAGUGAGGCAGUUAAGGGGGAGUCAUUGGAGUCAAUAUCUGGUCAGGAUUUUGACAGGACUGAAAAGCAACACGCAGGAAAUAGUUUUAUGGAAAAUGUUUCUGAGCAUAAAGCUAAUUCCCUCAAGGAUAACUGUACUGACUCUAAGAAUGGUGGCAAGUGUAAAGCUAACUUGAGUUUCAAGAAAAUUGAGUGUGAUGCCAUACAAUUUAAGGUACAUCAAGAUUCUCACAAUCACCAUACUAAUCAAAAGGGAGAACCAGUAUUUGAGGGCAAGGAUAACUCUAAAGGGGAUCACAGUUCCAGUAAAGCUGUGGCUAUUGGGGGAAAAGACAAUUCAGGAGCGGGUAAUAAUGCAUUGAAAACUGAUAAAAAGAGGAAAUCAUUUGGUGUUACUUCUUGUAAAAGUCAAAUGCAUAUAACAAAAUCCUUGAAGGAUUAUAAGGUCAGAGAUAGUAAUGGAGAGUCACUGAAAGAGAACAGUGUAGAACAUCCUUGGCACAGGGCUAUAGCAAGUGUUAACUGUGAUAAUGCUGAGGGACGUAGUGCUUAUAGGAUUAAAAUAAAGGAAAGACCAAGUGGCAAAAAAAUGGGUGAUCAGUUAAUAUCUGAGCUGAGCUCAUGUCCUAUUGCAGAAAAGAAAACUGCUACUGAGAUGGCACCAGCACCAGUACCUCAAGAUGAUUGGGUAGGUUGUGACAGCUGUGAGAAAUGGCGGCUUCUACCUUUGGGUGUUAAGCCAGAGCAGCUACCUGAAAAAUGGCUAUGUAGCAUGCUAAAUUGGCUGCCUGGAAUGAAUAGGUGUGAUAUCAGUGAGGAGGAGACAACAAAAGCAGUUUAUGCAUUAAAUCAAAUGCCUAACUCUGGGAGUCAAAAUAAUCAACAAAGCCAUGCCUCUGGAACUGCAAGUGGAGCGAGUUCUGCUGGUCCCCUCCACUCUGGCAUGAAUCGCCAGAAAUCCAAUUUUGAUGUAAUGUCUGGUCGAGGAAAGAAGAAGCAAGAUUUUAGGGAUGAGACUAAGGCAGGAAUCAAUAGUGACGCAUUUGUGUUUUCAAAAUCCUUAGAAAUCGAUGCUCAAGAAUCUGGACAAACUAGAUUGUUAACUGACAUGAGCCAGUGUCCUGGUAACUCAAGCUCAAUGGGGAAAUCCAGUGAUCAAUGUUUGAUCAAGUUGAACAACUUGAAUGAGGAGAAGCACAUGCCUAACGAGAAAGUAAAACAAGUGAAGAGAGGUGAUAAAAAGAAUAUACAAUUGAGAUGUGGAAUAGAGGCUAUAUCUGGAGCAUCGAAAAGGUCUAAGACUGAAGAUGUUCACUACUCUGAUGGUCAUCUGAAUCGUGGCACGGAUCAAGAUAUGGUGGAGCCAAUUUCAAGAAAAUGUUCAUCAAUGAAGGUUAGCUGGAAGUGUAUUGAGAAAUAUGGUAACUAUUGUUUAUCUGAGGAUACAAAGGACAAGUCAGUAGUUCCUCCCAAGAAACUAGAAGAUCAAGCUCAGGUCUUGUCAAGUAGUGUGGCCCUGGGUGAAGUAAACGUUAGCAACGAAGAUGAAUCAAUGAAGAAAAGGAAACUGAAGGACUGGAUGGAUGAUAAGAAACAGAACAAUUUGUUGUCCAGGCAGGAUUGUGGGCAGUAUCGUGAAGAAGGCAGUGUAAGUGGAUUUAGGAAGGAAAGGAAGCGUAGAGUUCUGAAGACUCAGAUAAAUUCAGAUGCUGAAGGAGACAUUGAAUUUGACCAAAAAGGUGGAAGGAGCCGAAUUUGCCUGUCAGGAAGUAGGGAUGACAUGGAUGUUGAUACAGAAGAAAUUGGAAAUAGUGAUAAGGCCCAGCAGCGAAGGAAGCAUAAAAUAAAGGUUGCAUCUCAGCGUGCAUUGGAUUGUAAUGAUCCACUGGGUAGGGAUUUAAGAUCUGAACAGCUUUCAUCGGCAGCAACUUCAAGCUCUUCUAUGAUUUCAGGGUCCUAUAGAGUGAGAACUAACUUUCAAGAUGUUAAAGUUUCACCAGUAGAAUCUAUUACCUCAACGCCUUUGAGGACCUCCAACUUAGACAAGCUAAUAUUUGCAGAAAGGGACACUUCGGGGAAGGAUGCUUCCAGGAAAGGUGAUCUCUCUUCUAUGAGUUCUAGGGGUAGCAAGGAGGAAAAGAAGUUAAUGGAAAGAAAGAAGAAAGUUUUAGAUGACUUGCUUCCUGAACAGAACCAAAUUUAUUCAACUGAAUCUUUGGCUGAGGAUGGUAAACCCAAAGUUCCAGCUAAAACUUCUGAAGUUAGGCAUGACCAUUUGCUUAGUGGUGGUAAUCAUGCUAUAGAUCAUGGCAACUGUGUUAGUGGUACACUUCAUGAAGAUGGAGUGAACAAGAACAGUGGUCUUAGCUCUUGUGAAUCUGGUCCUGAGGCAAGAAAUGAUGUUAAAUUCAAAUUUCCUGAGCCUAAACAUGAAAUUGACAAUAUUAGUAAUAAAAAUUCAGUGAGAAGUUGGUCGAGUGAAGCUGGAAUGAAAAUUAGGCUAAAGCCAAAAGACUUCGAGAAUUCAGUUCUCAAAGUUGACAUUCCAUGUACCACUAAAAGAAGUAUUGUCUCCCGGCGGAAUCUGAGUCAAAACUUUGAGAAAGAAGACAAAGCUGAUUGUUUAUACACAGAAUUAACAGAUGGGAAAUUGAGAACUCUCUCAUCUUCAGAUUGUGAGGUAAGAAGGGAGACAUUAUUUGUGAGUUCCAGAACUGGCCCUGAGGCUCAAAAGGGUUAUAUGUUUAAUGGGCAUUCAGUCCAUGCCUCUGGCAAUAGUGAUCUCACCAAGUUAUUAAAAAGUUCUGCUGAUGCUAGAAGCAAGGUCAGAGUUGGUUGCAAUUCAGGAAGUUUUGCACCUGAUCAACCCCAUAUGUCGAGCCCCGUGAGAUCGAAUUCUAGCCUAACUGCCUCUGUGACCCUGGAUGAAGCCACAAAAAUAAAAGAUAUGGCAGAUAAUUUUAAGAACUCUGGAUUUGAGUUUGAAAGUAAUGAGACUUACUUUGAAGCUGCCUUGAAGUUUCUUCAUGGUGCAUCACUUUUAGAAUGUUGUCAUAAUGAGGGUAGCAAGCAUGGGGAGAUGAGUCAAAUGCAAAUCUAUGCUACUACAGCUAAACUUUUUAAAUCCUGUGCACAUGAAUAUCAAAGACGCCAAGAAAUGGCUGCAGCUGCUUUGGCAUAUAAAUGCAUGGAGGUGGCGUGCAUGAGAUUGGUUUACUGUAAACAUUCUAGCGCAAACAGGAUGUGGCACGAGCUGCAAUCAACUUUAAAUAUGGUUCCUCAAGGUGAAUCUCCUUCGUCGUCUAUAUCAGAUGUUGAUAGCUUAAUCAAUCAGGCAGCAGUGGAUAAGACUACCUUGUCCAGGAGUACUGGUAUUCAUUUUGCCGCUAACCAAGUCAUCUCUGUGCAAAAUCACUCAACUUUCUUCCACCUUCUUGACUUUACUCAGGAUGUAAAUUUGGCAAUGGAGGCUUCUAGGAAAUGCCAAAGCACCUUUGCAGCCGCUAGUACAUUUAUGGAAGCAGCAUCGAAUAAGGAAUAUAUAGCCUCUAUUAGGAGGGUUAUUGACUUCAGCUUCCAGGAUGUAGAUGAGCUUGUACGUCUGGAUGCUGAGCUUCUGGGCAUUUCUGUGCUUUUCAUUGAAAUCUUAGUUCUGUCUCUCUCUGUCUGUGUGUGUGUGGUUAUUGGUCAUAUGGGUCAUGCCGGUUCUUGGGAUGAAAAGAAGGUGCUUGGAUAUGUAGGAUAUAACGGUGAUAAUUGGAGUCUGAUUAAUUGUUUGUGGUAAGGAAGAACUGUCAGCAAGUUAAGGUGCCCUCUGAUUUCGGUUGACUUUCUCUAGCCCUUAAUAUUAGAUGACUAAAGAUGGAAUUGGCUUUGUACAAAAGGGGCAAGAGAUUGGCAAUGGCUGCACUAACAAUGUUGAUGGGAAUCAUUGUUUUGGGUUGUGUUAUUUGUGGAUUGGAAUGCCAAUUGACUCGUUUAAUUGUAGAAGGGGACCAUUCUUGCAUUGUUGGUUGAAUUGUACAGUGCUGUUGUAGGUGUUAAAGCAGCAGACAAUUGGAAUUUUCAGCAACUGUAGUGGGAUUGUGUCUGCAGACCGCAGGUUUGAAUUGUAACUACUUGUUGAAAUGGUCCCCUGGUGAAUGGUGGUGAUGUAAUUUUAUACAUUAAUAAUGAGAUGAA
Neltuma alba is the source of this 5722-nucleotide messenger RNA. RefSeq lists its product as uncharacterized. Gene Ontology annotation, molecular function: zinc ion binding. The record is from RefSeq and is a predicted model, not a curated record. The transcript is spliced from 13 exons. Lineage: Eukaryota; Viridiplantae; Streptophyta; Magnoliopsida; Fabales; Fabaceae. Bases 393 to 5324 code for a protein of 1643 amino acids.